AUGGAAAAGCGUCGAGCGAGUAUGAGCCAAGAACCGCCAGAGACUCCUCAAGAGAUAUCUUUAUCCCCAUACAACGAAACGGAAAUGUCUAUCUCCGACAUUCCCUUACCGCCGGCGAAGAGGAUCCGUACGAGUAUUAGCCAACAACCGCGAGAGACCACGCGCGACUCUUCUCUCUUCCCAUCUAAGAAGGAGACGGAGUUGACUCUCUUCGGCUUUCCUAUGAAUCCUCCGGGGUAUAACAAUCAGGCGAUCAUGAGGCAAGAACCAAGAGAGACCACUGAUCAAGACUCUUCUAUCUCGCCAUCCAUGGAAACGGGUUUGCUUCUCUUCGGUGUUUCUAUGACUCCGGUGGAGAAUAGUCAAGAGCCUCUAACCGACGUUCCUAUGUCUCCGGCGAAGAGUCUGAGCUCAAAACCGCGACACAUCCCUAACGAGUAUCUUUUCUUGCCACCCAAGGAACUGGAGAUUGGAAUGUCUCUCUCCUCUGCUUCUCCGAUGGAUACAGAUGAAGACUUGAUGAUGAAGAAUAAGACUAAUUGCUUGGAUGAAGACCCCCUAAACGGUAUCGUCUCCACCGCUUUCUGUUUGCACGACGAGACAUGGCCUUGUGGAAAUCGUGAAUACCCUAAGGUUACUUGCGUUCCAAGAGAAGAUGAGACAACCGAACAAGAAGAACCAAGAAAUGUCAAGGAGCUCUCGAAAGAACAAGAAGAACCGGAGGAGCGAGAUCCAUGGGUCAUCAAGAAGAAGCUGAGCAAGAUUGAUGUUUGCAACCGAGUCAAUCUGAGCGUUUACGGCGUUGAGAGACACAUACUAAGACAUCUCUUCAAAUACGAGCAAAAGAGAGUCCUCGAAGGAGAUGGAAUCAUGGUUAACGUGUACGACGACGACACGCACACUUCCCACAAGUUGCGUCUGAGGAAAUGGAGUUUCAACGAGACUUGUUGUCUAACAGAUAGAUGGCGCACAGAUUUUGUCAACAGGAGAAGUUUGAAGGUAGGAGACGAGAUUGGUCUCUUCUGGGAUCGCUUUCACUCUACUCUUCAUUUUCGUGUGGUUUCUAGUGCAAUCCCAAAAGCUUCUGCAGAGGAGAAGAAGUAA
Microthlaspi erraticum is the source of this 1104-nucleotide messenger RNA. NCBI's taxonomy places the organism in Eukaryota, Viridiplantae, Streptophyta, Magnoliopsida, Brassicales, Brassicaceae. The record is from the annotation of a GenBank genome assembly.